Messenger RNA from Sycon ciliatum, 2485 nucleotides. Its product is annotated as E3 ubiquitin-protein ligase E3D-like. NCBI's taxonomy places the organism in Eukaryota, Metazoa, Porifera, Calcarea, Leucosolenida, Sycettidae. Gene Ontology annotation, biological process: protein polyubiquitination; protein monoubiquitination; proteasome-mediated ubiquitin-dependent protein catabolic process. Gene Ontology annotation, cellular component: nucleus; cytosol; ubiquitin ligase complex. Bases 400 to 1800 code for a protein of 466 amino acids. The record is from RefSeq and is a predicted model, not a curated record. The transcript has 10 exons. Gene Ontology annotation, molecular function: cyclin binding; ubiquitin conjugating enzyme binding; ubiquitin protein ligase activity.
UUGAAAAUUUCAAUGUUCAAGAAUCAAGGUGCAAAAUGUGAAAGCACUUCAUUCCUGGAUCCUCCCCUGUCCCAGGCGCUAGGCUCUAACAAGGAAGCAGUUUGUUGAUAAGCGCAGUACCAGUCCUGCUUUUUCGUUCUAGUGUUCUACUACUGCAUCCAUGAGCAGUUUGAAUAGCUUUGUGAAAAAAAUUAAUCACUGCUGCGUAAUUGUCUAGCACUCUGAUGAUCACACAACAAUACUUCGAGGUAGGAGAGGUUAUGUCAGUGAGACUGUUGUCUGUGCGGGAUAAACGCACUUUAUAUCAAGUAUCUGCUGGUGCACUGGGAAUAUACAAGUCUCUACACGGAUCUGGGCUGUGAGAUUUGUUUCUUGGCUCUGGGAUUGGAGGAGUGGGACAUGUCGCUCAACUGCCGCGUCUUUUUGGAGGUGAAACGGCUUAUUCAAGCUGCUCAGCUCAUUGUGGACGUGACGUCAUGCACGUGUGAUCGAGCUGGUCCCAGUGAUGGCAGUGAUCUGGAGCUGAGCGUGGAAGAUGGGAGCAUCACGCUAAGCCGUGCCUGCGGCUGUGUGCGGUGUAUAGAUCUGCAGUGUGACGUCAUGGUGAAUGGGUGCAGUGCCGUACGCUGGGUCGACGGCGAUGGGUUGCAUCUGAGGCUGCCGGUGACCAGGCUGCCUGUGAAGCUGGCGUAUGAUGAUGUUCUGAGUGCGCGGGAAGGAUGCGACAUGGUGCUGGUGUGUGCACAAUGUACAUCGACUAUUACACGACGUGAUGGCUGCACGAUCACCCGUGUUCUUCCCUUGCCCUCGUCCAACUGGUCUGCGGCCGCUGAGCAAUGGUUCUGUCCGUGUAAGCCCAAUCGCCCAGCCAUGCACCAUGGUAACUUUGUGCCACAGCGCGAGGGAGAUUGCCUACAAGGAGAUGACUGCUGGAUCGUGCGUUUUCGUAGUGUUGAGCAAACCAAGAUUGACCAAAGUGAAGUCGAAGAUGGUGUUAGUUCAAAGAUCUCAUGUAUAACGUGCAACAGUCAUCUCGGUACUGCGUUGAUCUCCAGUAAGAAAGGCAAUCCUGAAAGUGAUACUGGCAACGCUGAGAGCGAUGCUGGCGACUCUGCUGGUUGCGAGGACGAAUCAUGCGCAUCAUUUCUGCGAGGCCAUGUGCUAUGUCUUGCAGCCAAGCAUGUGGACGAAGACAAGAAAAUCACAUGUGCUUGUUUUCUAGAGGAUUGUCUCAGUGAGCUGUUACUGGAGGCCAGUCAAGACAGUGGCUGCUCCAAGUUUCUGCUGCAGUCGUAUUGCUCACAGUCACCGGCAUCGCUGGAGGACAGGGACGCUACCGACAAUGUUGCACGUCUGUGGCUAAUGUCAACAUGUGCGGAUGUGCUGUCCGUUGACACUUGGACUGACUGCACGUCACCCUCACCUGCUGACAAGCAGCAGCAGCAGCAGCAGCAGCAGCAACAACAGUGUGCUUUGCGGUGUAGCCUACAUCCAAAGCAUGAACAUUUCCAACAAGGAUUGAAGGUCUUGUACAAGCCAUGCACUAAAGACAACGGGGAGGAGGAGGCAUUAUGGUUAGCAGACGGUAGCAGUGGUACACAGUCGAUGAGUCUCACACGCUACUUAGCAGAUCGGCUACUUGCGCACCUGAAUAGCAGCAAUGCCGUGCUGCCGCCAUCUCUCCGACACUUUGACGGAUACAAGGUUGGCUACCUGUUUAGACUGAGCAAGCAAGAGGACAGCAAGCAAGACGACAGCAAACAAGAGGACAGUAGUAGACCCACACUGACAAAUAGCUAGUGCUACGGCAGUGCAGUUAGUGCAGUUAGUACAGUUAGUACUGGUUGCUAUGGAUAUUGCAGACUGUAGCACUAGACUGCUCCAGCGCCAGACAGCUUUGUCAGUUCGGUGGCUCUCCGUUCAACAGUCGAACCAUCUUCUAUAUCUGCGUUCAUGACACUCAGGGUGCAAGAGUCUGCGCCUUGGAAUGGCGAUGAGGACCAACACUGUGUGUGCGUGUGUGUAUGUGUGUAUGGCCAAUUCAUCCGCCUUGCAAGCUGUUGAAUGGUGUAAUCCCAGCACAAGUUGCUAUGUCUAACAUAGCUGUUCGCUAUCAUCGCUUCCGCGAUGGGCAUGUCUGAGUCUGAGUGUGUAUGUAUGUGUGUGUGCGUGUGUGUGCGUGUGUUUGACCGGUAUAUAGACCUCAUGCGCGUGCAACAUGUCUCUAAAAAGUGGACAGCUCUUGACUAGAAAGAUCUUUGGAGCCACAUUCUGUAUCUCCAUGCGUGUGAUUGGCUAGUUGCUGCACAUGUGUGUGCGCGUGCCUUCUUGCCAAAGUGUUUGGAAGUUGGACUAGUUGUGGCUCCACAAUGCAGUGUGUUGGUGCUACAAUAGCUUUCAUGGCUGAGGUUGCUGGUAUGUUCAUUGGCUCUGGAUUCCCGGUACUCAGCUACCAAGCCUGGUUGAUAAAGCAACUCCGAUUUCA